AUGAGAAAGACUGUCUUUGCUGGUGUUUUUAUCUUUUCCUGUCUCUUAGGUGAUGUCGGAGGUGUGAUUUGUAGGUUAUGCAAUCUCUCCAUCCCCUUCCACGGAUGUCUUUUAGACUUUGGGACCUGCAGGACAAAGCCUGGUCAGUUCUGUAAAGUGGAAGCGCACACUAAAGGUGGCAUUCAAUGGUAUACAACUAAAGGCUGUACAGAGAGUAUAUCAGAAUGCUUCAAGUUACAAUUAAAGAAGCAGAACUUGUCACAACCUUUGGACCUUUUGGCAACCUUCGACCUUUGCACGGCCUCUGGUUUGAGGUCAGAAACGGACUUUGGAAUUCAAAACAUUCACCUCCUCUCCCACUACUUACAACUUAAUACAGAAACCUCCCGUUCGGUGCCAUCUCGCCCUCUCCUCCUCCUGCCUCCUUUCCCUUCUGCUGCCGAUGAUUUCAAGAAAUGA
Molecule: messenger RNA, 459 nt
Organism: Dipodomys spectabilis (banner-tailed kangaroo rat)
Lineage: Eukaryota; Metazoa; Chordata; Mammalia; Rodentia; Heteromyidae
Gene: CUNH9orf57
Product: chromosome unknown C9orf57 homolog
Exons: 4
Coding region: 1-459 (152 amino acids)
Source: RefSeq, a predicted model, not a curated record